Malania oleifera is the source of this 2338-nucleotide messenger RNA. Its product is annotated as CBL-interacting serine/threonine-protein kinase 10. Gene Ontology annotation, molecular function: protein kinase activity; ATP binding. Bases 632 to 1966 code for a protein of 444 amino acids. The record is from RefSeq and is a predicted model, not a curated record. The transcript is spliced from 2 exons. NCBI's taxonomy places the organism in Eukaryota, Viridiplantae, Streptophyta, Magnoliopsida, Santalales, Ximeniaceae. Gene Ontology annotation, biological process: protein phosphorylation; signal transduction.
AUUUUUCUGGUUGCCUUUUCAUUGGAGGACAAGCAACGACAUGCAUUAAGUUUCUAGCUAUUUUUGUAAUCGAAGACGAGCGUUCAGGAGGAGCAUCAAAGAGCAAUAGGGUUUCGCAUAUUCGUUGAUAUCGAUUGAUGCAUGUCAUAUUAUUUCUCUGUUCUUCUUAAUGCAGUUCUUGGCUCGCGGAAGGUCGUGAUUCAGUUGGCGUCACCAAACUAAAUUCUUGGCAGUUUUUUUUCUGAUUAAUUGCUUUACCAGGAGAGCUUCUUCUUUUUUUCCUAUAGUUUCUCCAGAAUCUUUCAAUUGAUCAUUGAAAGAGAAAAUCCUGGGAAUGCUGAAAGAUGUGCUUCAGCAUUCAGAGUUCUUCCUGCAAAGCCCUUGAUGCGGUACUCUUGCUAGACUUGCCCAUUUACAUCCUUGAUGAGAUUGGAAAUGUAAAUCACAGCUCAUUCACUCGUGUAUUCAAAAGAAUAAUGGGUCAACAGACUGUAGAACGCACGCUGUAUCAAUGCAGGACUUUUCUGAAGAUGGUUGAGCUGCUUCUACUUUUCAAAAAUGCCAUGAUUGUAAAUAACAUAUAUUAAGGAAGGAGAUACAUAGUGUAGCACCUUAGGAUUUGUAGAUCAGAAUGGAAAAUAAAGGAAGUAUAUUGAUGCAAAGAUAUGAAUUAGGGAGACUGCUGGGUCAAGGUACCUUCGCUAAGGUUUACUAUGCAAGGAGUAUCCAAACUAGCCAGAGUGUGGCCAUUAAAGUAAUAGACAAAGAAAGGGUUAUUAGGGUUGGGCUUAGCACUCAGAUCAAGCGAGAAAUAUUGGCUAUGAGACUGGUUAGGCAUCCUAAUAUUGUGCAGCUAUAUGAGGUCAUGGCUACCAAAAGUAAGAUCUAUUUUGUGAUGGAAUAUGCUAAAGGUGGUGAGCUUUUUGACAAGGUGGCUAAAGGAAGGCUAAAGGAGGCAGUUGCAAGGAAGUAUUGCCAACAGCUGAUCAAUGCUGUUGAUUUCUGUCAUAGUAGGGGUGUUUAUCACCGGGAUUUGAAGCCAGAAAACUUAUUGUUAGAUGAGAAUGAGAAUCUGAAGGUCUCUGAUUUUGGGUUAAGUGCCCUUGCUGAAUCCAAGCGCCGAGAUGGGCUACUCCACACCACCUGUGGAACACCUGCUUAUGUUUCCCCCGAAGUAAUUGAAAGGAAAGGCUAUGAUGGGGCCAAAACUGACAUUUGGUCAUGUGGGGUAAUCUUAUAUGUCUUAUUGGCUGGUUAUCUCCCAUUUCAUGAUUCUAAUUUGAUUGAAAUGUACCGAAAAAUUGGAAAAGCAGAAUUCAAAUGCCCUAAUUGGUUCCUACCAGAAAUCCGCAAGCUGCUAAGAAGGAUGCUGGAUCCAAGUCCUUCUACAAGAAUUUCCAUUCACAGAAUUAAGGAAAAUUCUUGGUUCAGAAAGGGAUUUGACUCCACACAGACAAAAGCUGAACCAAAAAGCAAGGACAAAGCUCCUCAAAAUAGAGAUGCAGGUCCUGACCCCAUUGAGAAUGGCAGUAUAGCUGCUGAGAUAAAGCCAGAGAAGGCAAGACCUUCAAGCUUGAAUGCUUUUGACAUCAUCUCCCUCUCAGAUGUGUUUAAUUUGUCAGGUUUGUUUGAGGAUAAUCCUCAUAAGAGAGAAGCCAGAUUUACAACCAAGCAGCCUGUAUCAGCCAUCAUCUCUAAGCUGGAAGAAAUUGCUAUGCAGCUUAGGUUUGAAGUCGGGAAGAAGGAUGUAGGUUUGCUGAAAUUGGAGGGGAUGAAGGGAGGCAGAAAGGGGAUCUUGUCCAUUGAUGCUGAGAUAUUUGAGAUCACUCCAUCUUUGCAUUUGGUGGAGAUGAAGAAAUUCAAUGGAGAUACAGUGGAAUAUCAAAAGAUAAUGAAAGAGGAUAUUAGGCCUGCUCUCCAAGAUAUAGUUUGGGAUUGGCAAAGUGAGCGACGGCAACAAAUGUGACAACAACAGGAACAGCCACAGCUGUUACAGCAGCCAAAGCGAUUGCAACAGAAACAGCUACGGCACUAGCAGUCACAGCAGCUGCUGCAGUGGCAGCAGAUACAGCAGCAACAAUUUUCUUGAAUAUUUUCUCAUGGCAUCCCAUGUUUGUGUAUUGUUUUUAUAUGCACUUUGUUUAUGUGCUGUGUCACGGGGUGAAGAUAAGGGGAUAACAGUGGGGAAGAUAAUGACACGUAUGUUACUGCCCAGGGUGUUCCCCUGUAUGCAAUUCUUUGGGGACUGGUACUGUAAACUCGAACUCUUUUUGAUUAAAUGCUUGUACUGUUGCCUAUUUUGUUGAAUGAUAUAUAGGUAGACCCUUUUAGAUAAGUA